AUGAUUUUGGCAGACGAUCUCAUCGAAGCCUCCAGCAGCGUAGGUGACAUGAUCUUCUUCUCUGGAAUGCUGCGCCGCAUCGCAGCCAAGGUUUCCAAGAUUUGCAACGAUUUGCGGCUCUUGUCCUCAGGGCCACGCUGUGGACUCGCGGAGAUCAACUUGCCACCAAAGGCACCAGGCUCGUCGAUCAUGCCGGGGAAGGUCAACCCAGUGAUUCCAGAGGUGAUGAACAUGUGUGCGUUUGAAGCGAUGGGGAAUGACGUGACGGUGGCAAUUGGCGCCGAGGCUGGACAGCUGGAGCUGAACGUGAUGGAGCCUGUAAUCAUCUACAAGCUCUUCAGCACCCUGAGAGUACUGGCACGAGGCAUCAACACUCUUCGGAGCCACUGCAUCGAAGGGAUCACUGCCAACAAGGAGCACUGCAAGGACAUGGUCUACAACAGCGUGGGCGUGGUGACCGCCCUUCUUCCCCACAUCGGCUACAAGAAGUGCACCGAAGCAGCCGCCAUGGCUGUAAAGGACAAGCGCCCUGUCGCCGACAUCAUUGUCGAGCUCGGCUUCUUGAAGAGAGACGAGGCCUUCUCCUCUUUGGAGCCAGCACGAGAGGCCGCCGCAGAGUUGCUUUUUAAGCUGGUCCGGUCCGCCAUGGAUCCUAGUGGUUUCAAACGCGAAGAUAUAUGGAGACCGGAGUCGUUGCGGGAGGCUUGUAGGGAGGACGACGAUUGGGGAGGGGUCCAGUGGGCCUUGGAUGCGGGUGCCCCCGAUCUCCCGGCCUUUGCACAGGUGCUCAAGUUCCCGUUGGGGGAGAGAACCUCGAAGCCUGAAGUGGUAUGCAGCAUCCCAAACGAAGAUGAUGAGGCAGAAGAAGAGGAAAAGCCAAAAGAGUGUGACCCGGAAUGCCAUGAGCAAGUUUCAGCCGAAGGAGUUGCUAGCGUGUCAAGGUGGUCCACGAAGCGCCCGCGAGAGGAUUCAGAGUGGGCGUUUCUCGUGGUCUCGAGGGCCAUCGCACCAGUAUAUGACAUGGCUGUUCGUGCCUGCCGUGCUGUUUGUGUCGGCGCGGAAGAGGCGUCGUCCCUGGCUGAGGAGAUGCUCUUCGACAUCGUGGACGACUCCUUCCGCGGAGGUGCUGAGGCUUGUGCUCGUGUGCGCUGGCGUCGGGAUGAAGUGAGCGGCUACAAGUCUGACACAUAUGAGAAGCUUUGGCAUUCCUGUGAUGCUGGACGGCCUCCUGCGGGUCCUUUUGCCAAGGUGGAAGUAUGGAAGUUGCCCAUUGAUGCCUCUGAGUCUGACAUCAUCUUGAGCUGCCUAGAAGCGGAUGGCUACAUUGCAUGUACGACACUUUCCGGUGAGCCAGUGGCCAAAGUGGAAGUUCCGUCAGGAUGCGACAACUGGAGGAAAUGGAUUGCUACAGCCCCACGAGAAGUAAAAUCAGCGACUUCAAGCUUCAAUGGCAAGCUGAAGCUCAUAGAUCAGGAUGGUCAUAUCCUCGCGAAGCUACCGAACCCCCGCCACCCUACACUGACAUUUCAGCUGCCCCCGCGCAGGUGA
Symbiodinium necroappetens is the source of this 1548-nucleotide messenger RNA. Lineage: Eukaryota; Dinophyceae; Suessiales; Symbiodiniaceae. The record is from the annotation of a GenBank genome assembly.